This is a messenger RNA of Onychostruthus taczanowskii (white-rumped snowfinch), 2232 nucleotides long. RefSeq names its product divergent protein kinase domain 1A (gene DIPK1A). The transcript is spliced from 5 exons. The record is from RefSeq and is a predicted model, not a curated record. The coding region runs from base 411 to 1697 and encodes 428 amino acids. NCBI's taxonomy places the organism in Eukaryota, Metazoa, Chordata, Aves, Passeriformes, Passeridae.
CAGACUUUUCCAUAAUUGUCCCCAGACAGCGCCCCGAGCACUUUCUGGCAGACACGAGGGGAACUCGGGGGUGGCUGUCAGCUCCACGGACUCCGGGCUGUCCCGGAGGGGGAAGAGGGACUGGGACAGCCCCAGGGGCUCGGGGCGGGCGGGGCUCGCCUCGCCGCCUCAGCCCCGCCUCGCUCCCUCGCGGCUGCCGCGUUCGCACCUUCAGGCAGCGGCGUGAGCCGUGGCUGAGGCGGCAGCCGCCCGCCCUGCCCGCUGACAGCGGCCGUCGGCCGCCGGUGCCCGAAGCAGCUCUUCCCCGCUGAGCCGAGCGGAGCCGGCGGCGCGGCUGCGGCGGCAGGCGGGGGAGCGCUCCUCACCGCUCCGCCUCCGACCGCCGCCCGCUGCGGGGAUGUGUGAUUGCCAUGGCGAGGCGGCUCUUCCCGGGGGCCUGGCUGAGGAAGCCGCACUCCGCGCAGGUCCGUCUGUCGUACGUGCGGAUCAAGUAUCUCUUCAUCUCCUGGUUGGUCGUGUUUGUUGGCAGCUGGGUUAUGUAUGUUCAGUACUCCACCUACACAGAACUCUGCAGAGGCCAUGACUGUAGGAAAAUAAUAUGUGAUAAAUACAAGACUGGUGUUAUUGAUGGAUCAGCAUGUAGUAGUCUUUGUGCUAAAGAAACAUUGUAUUUUGGAAAAUGUUUGUCAACAAAGCCCAAUAACCAGAUCUAUUUAGGAAUCUGGGGAAAUCUGCAAAGUGUUAUAAAAUGCCAGAUGGAAGAAGCUGCUCAACUUGAUUUUGGUACUGACCCAGAACCAAGGAAGGAAAUAGUCCUAUUUGAUAAACCAACAAGAGGAACCACUGUUGAGAAAUUCAAAGAAAUGGUAUAUGGUCUUUUUAAAGCAAAACUGGGUGAACAAGGGAAUCUUUCAGAACUGGUUAAUCUCAUCCUGUCUUUUGCUGAUGGAAACAAAGAUGGAAGGGUCUCUUUGCCAGAGGCAAAAUCUGCAUGGGCACUCCUGCAGCUAGAAGAAUUUCUGUUAAUGGUGAUCUUGCAGGAUAAAGAACAUACUCCCAAGCUGAUGGGUUUUUGUGGGGAUCUCUAUGUGACAGAAAGAGUUGAAUAUACCUCUCUCUAUGGAAUCAGCCUUCCAUGGAUUAUAGAACUUCUCAUUCCCUCUGGCUUCAGAAGAAGCAUGGACCAGUGGUUCACGCCAUCAUGGCCAAGAAAGGCAAAAAUAGCUAUAGGGCUUUUAGAAUUUGUGGAAGAUAUUUUCCACGGACCUUAUGGAAACUUUCUUAUGUGUGAUACAAGUGCCAAAAACUUGGGAUAUAACGAAAAAUAUGAUUUGAAAAUGAUGGACAUGAGAAAAAUAGUGCCAGAAAUUAAUUUGAAGGAAAUAAUUAAAGAUCGCCAGUGCGACUCAGAUUUGGACUGCAUUUAUGGUACAGACUGUAGAACGUUAUGUGACCAAAGCAAAAUGAGAUGUACCACUGAAGUAAUUCAGCCAAACUUAGCAAAAGCCUGUCAGCUCCUCAAAGACUAUCUGCUUCGUGGUGCUCCUUCUGAUAUCCAUGAAGAACUAGAGAAACAGCUGUACUUGUGCAUUGCCCUUAAAGUCACAGCAAAUCAGAUGGAAAUGGAGCAUUCUUUAAUACUCAAUAACUUAAAAACUUUACUGUGGAAGAAAAUUUCUCAUACAAAUGAUUCAUAGCUUCUCCACCAGCAGAAGAGAAUACUGAUGCCUGCCACUAGAGGUGGCCUAAGACAUUUAAUAAAAAUAAUCUGCACCUUUUUAAAAAGAUAUUUCUUUACUCAGAUUUUAUUAAUGGUUCUUUCAGUCCUGCCCUUCAGUCCAUAACUGGGGACAGGGCUUCUCAAAGAAUGAACAUGCCACUGAAUGACCCGGCAGAGGCCAGAAGUCCUUCUGGUGUUCAAUGCUGUGUUACAGAAACAAGAACUCUGCAUGCUUGACUGUUCUGUGCACUUUGUCAGAUCUUGAACAGGAUGAAAGUGUUCACUGUGCCACAUCAGCUGAGGGUACAUCCUCCAUUUUUGUGAAAAACAUUGCUCACUUGUGAAAUACCUGCAGUGGAUUUUUUUCCUAAGGAGUUUUAUGAAGAAUCACCACUACUGCAAGUAAUGUGUCCAAGUCCAAGCUGCUGUUAUGAAUAAAGUGAACUGUGAGAUUGAAGUUUACUAAUACCUUAGCAUGGCAGAAUUUGCACAUUAAAUAAUUUUCAACUGUG